This is a messenger RNA of Symbiodinium sp. CCMP2456, 657 nucleotides long. The record is from the annotation of a GenBank genome assembly. NCBI's taxonomy places the organism in Eukaryota, Dinophyceae, Suessiales, Symbiodiniaceae.
AUGCCGUCCGGUUUACCGCAAGGUCCUGGAAGGCCGAACCGAAGACCCGUUGGGGAGAAGCAGGAGGAGGAUGUACCAGAUGAGGACCUGUUCGACGAGACCGUGCGAGUGCCUUCAGGUCCCCAGCAGCUGCGGCCCCGGGUGUUCAACCCCCAGGGUCCUCAGAGUGUCAUGAGGUUGAGACCUUUGAUGGGCGAUCUAGAUGUUGAAAGCUCAGAGGAGCCUGCCAUCGAUGCAGGGGAAGCAGGCGAAGAGCCCGAUCGCACCAUUGAGGCAGACGCCCCCGUCCGCGUCUCGAAGCUGAGUUCGGGUGCAGGCUUCAGCGUCCUGCUCACACCGGCGGAGGAUGAGGGGAAGGAGGAGGCGCCGACUCGCUUUACUUGGUUUUCCAACACCUUCGAAGAGAUGGAUGCAGGCACUGGGCGGAUAUCGAAGAUAUCCAACAUCUCCCAGGGCGAGGCAUCGUCCCUUGUGAUGCUGGUACCGAAAGUGAGCCACAAUCGAGAAGAGUCCCCAUAUCCGACAAAAAGCAAAGGACAACGGCUGUUUGAGAACACUAGAUUUCAGGAUGCGGGCGCCGGGCGGAUAUCGAAGAUGUCCAACAUCUCCCAGGGCGAGGCAUCGUCCCGUGUGAUACCGGUGGCUUCGAAGAAGUAA